This is a messenger RNA of Oncorhynchus nerka (sockeye salmon), 4784 nucleotides long. Its product is annotated as ribitol 5-phosphate transferase FKRP-like. Gene Ontology annotation, biological process: protein O-linked glycosylation via mannose. Gene Ontology annotation, cellular component: Golgi apparatus. The coding region runs from base 780 to 2387 and encodes 535 amino acids. NCBI's taxonomy places the organism in Eukaryota, Metazoa, Chordata, Actinopteri, Salmoniformes, Salmonidae. The transcript has 2 exons. The record is from RefSeq and is a predicted model, not a curated record.
GUUGUCGCCUGCCCGAGCACCGAUUUCGGCCCGUUCGGGUUGCGCCCCACGCCGCUGCCUCCAGAGUUCUGGUUCGUUCCCCCUGCUACUCCGCCGGAUCUUUCCGCCUCCAUUUUAGCGCUUUGAGCUUUCGCCAGGACAGGGAGGUGGGGAAAACAAGCAGCGAUAACAAUAACAACAACCCCGUCCCUCACAAACCCAGCACUAACGCUCGACCCUUCUUUCUUCCUCUCUCGCGUAAAGAGUAAACGCAAGAACUCCCGUGGAGGAACGGUGCCAAAAAAUGAGCUAAGAGCAAAUCUACUACGGGGGGGUCGUUUUUUCCCCUCUCUCUCCCGUUACAGUAACCAGGGACGUCGCUUCCUGCCAUAUUGUGAUCUCACGCAAGCUUCCUGUGGCCGUUUCCGAAACAGCAAAGCAUGGGUAUAACGUUACAGACCGCGGUGUUGAUAAUAGUCUUAAACUCCCAGUCUAUGAACACUUCUUUAGUUUAUUUGUCAGUAUAACAUUCAUCUUUUACACUGUCAGUAAGCGCUAUUGCACAGGUGGUGUCUCCGUGUUUGUGCUUGGCUCAGCAACCUUUCCACACAGCGAGCGAAUUCGAUGUAACGCUCCGCGCAUUAUGCUAUUCCAGCAGCUGGCCAUUACUCUUCCGAUGCACAUAGGCUGUAGCUCUUUACCGAUGGGGUCCUGAUGUUUAUGGACAGGCUUUCUGAAUAGAGAGCUCCAUCCUAUACCUUCUCCUUUCCCUGAUCCAGACGAGCGCAGCAGGAGGUGCCAUGCGGGUGAGUUUCUGCCAGGGCCUUCUGACUGGAGCCAUCGCUCUGAACCUGCUCAUCCUCUACUAUGUGUCCCAAGCCCAGCAGCAGAUGAUGGAGAAACGCCGGGACCCAGGAAGGGGCUCCAGGAAGGCUGCCUUACCUGCUUCCGGGCUGGAGGGCGGCAUGGGGGGCCUGGUAGGGGUUGGCGCGGGGAUGGUUGGCGUUGGAGGUGUCGGGGGAGAGGGGAACAGCCACGGCCCUCGUGUGACUGUCCUCCUACGGGAGUUUGAGAAUUUUGAGAACUACGUCGGUGAUGUGGCACGCUCCUUCCUGCACCAGAGACCUGAGCUGCCCUUCCUGGCUGUGUCUGACACCCCGCCCUACCCCCCUCUGUCUCUCCCCGAGGGGGCCCGUCUCCUGGUGCUCUCCCCCAGCCCCGAGCAGCCUCCGCAGGCCCACCGGCCAGAGUUCCACGUUCAGACAGAGUUUGUGCUGCUGGUGCCUGACGGGGUGGAGCUGGAGCAGGGCCGGGCUGUGGAGAGGCUGAUCCGGGAGCUGGAGGGGGAGGGUGGGGGGCCCGUGAGGCUGGUGGCUUCCCCAGUGUUGGCACGCUCGACCGUUCAGUGCCUGCACCUGCGGGUCAGCCUUAGAGAGUGGACGGCCACCUAUUCCACAGCGGCGUCUGGGACCAGUGGUAGCGUGUGUACAGCCCUUCAGGGGGACGUGGUGGUCCUCAUCCGCUCUGAGGACCUCUUCAACCUGUCUGUCCCACUGGGGAGGCCCCUGCUGCCCUCGCUCUUCAUCCAGACCUCCCUGCAUGGCUGGAAGGUCAAGCUCCUGGAGAGCCCCUGCUUCUCCCCCAGCCACCGGCCUCUCUUCAGCUCAGCCCACAACCAGUGGAAGGCAGACAGCCAUCUGAAGGAGGCCACUAGCCGGCUGAUGAGGAACUUUGGGCUGAAGCGUCUCCUACUGGCUGAUGGGAAGGAGCAGUGGCACGGCUGUGGGAAGGAGACGGCGCGUUGCUUCAGUACGGUCCGGGACGACACCCCUGAGUACCUGUACCUGGAGCGCUGGACACCUCCCUGCUGCCUGCGCGCCCUCCGCGAGACCACCAAGUAUGUGAUCAACAUCCUGGAGAGCUCCGGGGUGCGCUACUGGCUGGAAGGAGGCUCCCUGCUGGGGGCGGCCCGCCACCAGGACAUCAUCCCCUGGGACUAUGAUGUGGACCUGGGCAUCUACCUGGAGGACGUGCCCAACUGUGACUACCUGAAGAACCUGGACUCUGGUUCUCUGGUGGAUGCUAACGGCUAUGUGUGGGAGCGGGCAGUGGAGGGGGACUUCUACCGGGUGCAAUACAGCGAGGCUAACCACCUCCACGUGGACCUGUGGCCCUUCUACCCGCGGAACGGCGUCAUGACCAAAGACACGUGGAUGGAGCACAAGCAGGAUAUGGAGUUCCCCGAGCACUUCCUGCAGCCGCUGGUGCCGAUGCCUUUCGCCGGCGUCACCGCCUACGGCCCGAACAACCACCGCGCCUUCCUGGAGCUCAAGUUUGGGGAGGGGGUCAUCGAGAACCCCCAGUACCCCAACCCUGCCAAGAAGAGGCUGGAUAGGAGCCGGCUGUGAGGGAGGUGUGUGGCUGGGACCUUUGGAGCUUUCAUGUGGCCCAACAAAAGGACAAAACGAUUCGAGCCACAACCCAAAACAUAUACAGUUGAAGUGGGAAGUUUACAUACACCUUAGCCAAAUACAUUUAAACUCAGUUUUUCACAAUUCCUGACAUUUAAUCUGAGUAAAAAAUCCCUUUCUUAGGUCAGUUAGGAUCACCACUUUAUUUUAAGAAUGUGACAUGUCAGAUUAAUAGUAGAGAGAAUUAUUUAUUACAGCUUUUAUUUCUUUCAUCAGAUUCCUAGUGGGUCAGAAGUUUACAUACACUCAAUUAGUAUUUGGUAGCAUUGCCUUGAAAUUGUUUAACUUGGGUCAAACAUUUCGGGUAGCCUUCCACAAGCUUCCCACAAUAAGUUGGGUGAAUUUUGGCCCAUUCCUCCUGACAGCUGGUGUAACUGAAUCAGGUUUGUGGGCCUCCUUGCUCGCACAAGCAUUUUCAAUUCUGCCCACAAAUGUUCUAUAGGUUUGAGGAUAGGGCUUUGUGAUGGCCACUCCAAUACCUUGACUUUGUUGUCCUUAAGCCAUUUUGCCACAACUUUGGAAGUAUGCUUGGGGUCAAUGUCCAUUUGGAAGACCAAGCUUUAACUUCCUGACUGAUGUCUUGAGAUGUUGUUUCCAUAUAUCCACAUAAUUUUCUCUUCUCAUGAUGCCAUCUAUUUUGUGAAGUGCACCAGUCCCUCCUGCAGCAAAGCACCCCCUCAACAUGAUGCUGCCACCCCCGUGCUUCACGGUUGGAUUGGUGUUCUUUGGUUUGCAAGCCUCCACAUUUUUCCUCCAAACAUAACGAUGGUCAUUAUGGCCAAACAGUUCUAUUUUUAGACCAGAGGACAUUUCUCCAAAAAGUACGAUCUUUGUCCCUGUGUGCAGUUGCAAACCGUAGUCUGGCUUUUUUAUGGAAGAACCGCAUUACGUCAUCGGUCUUCGGUCUUUUUAGUGUGUGUGUGUGUGAGUUUGUGAGUUUGAAGGUAGGCCUUGAAAUACAUCCACACUUCCAAUUGACUCAAAUUAUGUCAAUUAGCCUAUCAGAAGCUUCUAAAUCCACAACAUCAUUUUCUGGAAUUUUCCAAGCUGUUUAAAGGCACAGUCAACUUAGUGUAUGUAAACUUCUGACCCACUGGAAUUGUGCUACAGUGAAUUAUAAGUGAAAUAAUCUGUCUGUAAACAAUUGUUGGAAAAAUUACUUGUCAUGCACAAAGUAGAUGUCCUAACCGACUUGCCAAAACUAUAGUUUGUUAAAAAGAAAUUUGUGGAGUGGUUGAAAAACAAGUUUUAAUGACUCCAACCUAAGUGUAUGUAAACUUCUGACUUCAACUGUACCUACAUGACAGGUCAAUUGGAGACUCCUUGCAGAGGUCCAUUAUUCAGUAUAAGCUGUAAGUUAAGUAUAGAGACAAUGUAUUUACACAUUCAAAACGGUAUUCUGGUGCACAUCAUUUUCCGGUACAUACAUGACCAGGUAUUUAGUAAGAAAUGACAUUGUAAAAUGGUAAUUACACAGUAAUUAUAUCAAUUAUUUUCUAUCUUUUUGGGGGGGUACCAUUAAGUACAAGGUGGUUAUCAAUUGUUUUGAUUUUUCUUUUAAAGUAGUAUCAGGAAGUAUUAGCUAUUAUUACCAGAUAGUUUCCUAGUCAUUUUCAGGUGCUCAAAGUGCUUCCAGAUAUCCAAUGGCAUAUCCACCACAACAUCAGCUGCUGUUAAACAAUAUCUGACACAAUCAGUGUCGAUACCUAUGUUAUUAUUGAUGUCAUGAAUAUAAAUAUGUUGGUCAAUUCUGUCCUAAAGCUAAAGACAUAUUUCAUGGAGUACUUGUUAUAUGUUGCACUGAUGCACUUUCUUAUUUGAGAUUUGUGCACUUCGUGUUCAGUGGAUGAGAUGUAUGACUUUUGACCUUUUGAACUGUCGACUGAUGCCACCGGGUAGGCCUUGGCAUGUUCCGUCAGCUUGCCGAUUAUGGCCGUCCCAUUUCCCAGUGGUAAAAUGAGGAGCUUUCUCUUCAACUCUGACUUGGAUAUUCACCUGAGGCCUUGGAUAAAGCUCUAUCAGUCCAUGCGGGCGCAUUCAAAUCCCAGGUAUGAAUUGUGAAACUAUCCACUAGUUUAUCCAAUAUUCUAAAUUAAAUGUGUGUAAUCUGUUGAGUGUUGCUGUCACAUUUGUGUCCUGCCUUGACUGGAAUGUUAGAAGUCAUCUGAAUUGUGGGUGAAAGACUGAUGUCUAGUAGGUGCCACUUGUUGUGCUUGACCUGUCAUUUUACAAGUGAGGGAAUAGGCUCAAAACUCACCAGCACACUAACCAGAAUUUUGCUGUCAAUGUGUGUCACUUUUUCAUGGACUGAAAAAAAAAAGAAUUAUAACACCA